UAUAUUUUCAUCUCUAAAAUAUUUCUAAUUUCAGAUUAAACAGAGUAUGAAAGAAGUAGACAUACUUGCCUUCAUCAAUGUUGCCUAUCCAAUUUUUGCAAUCAGUGUUCUCUUCUCACAAGCUUUGUUACUUCUGCUCAUAUUCAAAAAUCAAACAAAACUUUUACGAACAAUGCGAAUUUAUCUUUUAAAUAUAUGUGCCGCCCAAGUUGUAACUAUAAUUUCGGGAUUUCUAACGCAAUGUCGAAUGAUUCCAAAUCAAACAACAGUGGCAUUUGUAUGUACAGGUGUAUGCAUCAGAGUUGGAAGACGUUCGUGUUUUCUACUGCAUUUAUUAAGAGAUGCAUCUUCAAUGGUUGCACUUUUUGCAAUUGUUCAUGUAUUCUACUAUCGGUAUAAAAUCUUAUCCCAUCAAAAACUUUCAUCAGUCCAAAUAAUGAGAAACUUCAUAAUUGUGCAUCUACCUGCUAUAUUCUGUGCAAUCUGUCAAUUUAUAAAUCCAUCUCAGCACAAUGCAAUUGUUUUGGAAACUCGUGCUCUGCAUCCGUCGUAUAUUUUUGAGCAAAACUCAAUUUUUGGGUUUUCAGCGUUGACGUCUCCUGCAGUCAAAGCAUCUACUAUUAUUUUCACAAUUGUUUUAGUAUUAAACCCACUAGCUGCAAUUAUCUAUCGCAACAAGAUAUGGGGACUUUUAAAUGAAUACGAAGAAUACAAAUCUCCACGAAUCAAACAUGCGAAGAGUAUGAUCACGGGAUUGACAAUUCAAACUUUAAUUCCAAGUAUUUGUUUUGUACCAUUGGUCGUACAAUUCUUUCUCACACAAUAUUCGGAAGCUGGUGUGUUAAUACUCGAGUACUUCAAUUCAUUUCUGGUAAUUCUCCCAACUUUGAUAGAUCCAAUUCUAUCAAUUGUAUUUGUAAUACCUUUCAGGCGAAUGUUCUUCAAAUAUCUUCUCGCAGUUCGCCAAUGCAGGUUCAGCUUAUCAAAAUUAUCAGACAAUGACAUAAUGUCUAAAGGAAAUGGGUAUUCUGCAGUUCGGGCGGUAUCAAGAAAAACGUGAUAAAAUAUUUAUUUAAAUCAUUAAUCUUUUUUGUAUUUUGAUUCAAUAUGACCAAAACAACUGUAAUAAUAAAAUCCUCCAAAGAGUUUGA
Messenger RNA from Caenorhabditis elegans, 1151 nucleotides. It is a transcript of the gene srd-49, whose product is annotated as G-protein coupled receptors family 1 profile domain-containing protein. Lineage: Eukaryota; Metazoa; Nematoda; Chromadorea; Rhabditida; Rhabditidae. The transcript is spliced from 5 exons. Gene Ontology annotation, cellular component: membrane. The coding region runs from base 47 to 1060 and encodes 337 amino acids. Gene Ontology annotation, biological process: G protein-coupled receptor signaling pathway; signal transduction. The record is from RefSeq and is marked reviewed. Gene Ontology annotation, molecular function: G protein-coupled receptor activity.